GCGUGUCAUUUCCUGAUUCAGGGUCAAUAACAUGGUGCUGUCCAUGGACUGGGUGAUCCAAUGAUUUUAGUGGAUAUUUUCCUACGAGUGCCUUUUAUUUCUAUGAUACUUAGCUAAUCUUGUACAAGAGCUAAUGCUGUGGCAUUAGAUUGUUAUUCAAUUGAUUGUGUUCGUUGUUUUUCAACCCUCAAAGAGUAUUGAUCAAGUGUCCACCUCUGCUGCUACUCACUCAACUGAUCAUGUCGGGGACAAACGUGUGGACUCGCAGUCGGGAGAGGAUGAGACGGUUCCCAGAGCUGUUUGCCCAGUGUUCUGGUGAGGCUGCAGCUUAUGGGAAGUGUGUGACAGCUACUACCACAGGCAGACAGGAGCUGAGAAAGGACCUGUGUGUUAAAGAGUUUGAUGCUCUGAAGACUUGCUUCGUUACAGCAGCCAAGAAGGGAGUGAAGUAGACCAUUCUGCCCAACACAUCUCUGCUGGUCAUAGGUUGUAUCUUCAACAUAACCAGGGGUGUAUUCAUUAGGAACCUACCUGAAUUUGUCCAAUACAAACUCUCAAUUACAUUGUAAAACAUUUUCGGUUUGCAGUCUGCACUAAUGAUUACACCCCAGGCAAUGGACCCAAUGUCCCCCAUGUUCCAUGAACAUCAAGUAGUACUGUAUCAGUAAUGUGAAGGCAGGUGCUGAAAAAUAUCUCGACUAGUCCCACAAGUUUAAGUUUGACCUGCUGGUUCCAGGGGUAAUGCCAGCACGGUGUUUGGACACUCAUUAAUAGUACGUCAAGGUCAUACCGUUUGACUAUGUAAUAACAUGUAGCCCGCUACCGAAGACUUGCAGGACAGUGUAUUUAUAAUGUAAUGUAUAAAUAUGUGAAUAAAUUAAUUGGUGUA
Molecule: messenger RNA, 889 nt
Organism: Coregonus clupeaformis (lake whitefish)
Lineage: Eukaryota; Metazoa; Chordata; Actinopteri; Salmoniformes; Salmonidae
Gene: ndufaf8
Product: NADH:ubiquinone oxidoreductase complex assembly factor 8
Exons: 3
Coding region: 240-452 (70 amino acids)
Biological process (GO): mitochondrial respiratory chain complex I assembly
Cellular component (GO): mitochondrion
Source: RefSeq, a predicted model, not a curated record